AGCUGGGGCUGCAAUGAUUGACGAUUAAACGCCGAGGCUUCGUGGGGUUUGAAUGCCGUUUAAGUUGAGGCCCGCUGGCAUCAAUGCAUCGCAGAACACCAGGAACAAUAGAUGGGCUUUUGUACCCUGGAUGCUUCAAGGCCUGAUUAACAACGGUCAAGGCUCAAUAGCGGCCAAACAAGGCACGCACGUCCAAAUGAUUGUCCAUUUUAGUCAAAGUGGCAUCGUGCUCUCUGGCAACUUUCCUUGCCCCAGCCGUACGAGGCCACGAUGUGUGUCCACGGUUCAGGCCCUGGUCCUGGUCCCUUGCACCCUGGCGCCCCGCUAUCAAAAGGCACUGUGGAACCCUGGAUUUCUAUUUCCAUUCGCGCAGAACAACGAAACAGAAUGACAACAGCGCUGACAACGGCUGCCGACAGCGCAGGAUAUGGAGAAUAUCGGCAGCGUGGCACGCCUAUAGAUGUCUCUGAGCCGCCGCCACGGAUGACUCAAACCGCGCUGUUCAGGCCUCCGUCGUCGCAACUGGCUGAUGGCCCAUCGACGACUUUGGGGCUCAAGCACACACGCGCUCAUCCAGUCUAUCGGUCUCGCCGGCUGAUGAUGUCACUCGACCUGGCGGUGAUGCAUUCUUACCCUGAUUGUGCUCUGUCGUUGGCGGUUGAGAAAUUCAACGAGACAAUGCUGGCGACGAUCACGGGACCGUGUGCAUGCAAAAUGACUGCAUUCCUUCUCUCAGUUCUGUUUCUGUUCGGGCGUACCACGAAUAAGCGUCGCUGAAGACAAUGCCGGGCUGCUGGGAUCAUCAGCGUGGAGUAGCUAGUGCAUGCCCUAAGGAGAUCGUCCAACGUUUCUACCCACGCUGUUAAACUCGCACGUGGAGAUCCAACUCGUUCGUUGUUUGAGCUUUGAUCCUAUCAAUGGACCAUUUUGAGAUAAAUCUGAGCUAGCACGAGCAAGUAGGCAAAUAAGGCAACACACGAAGCUUGCACCUGUGACUGCGCUAAUCACGAAUGCUUCGAUCAUUACGGUUUUCUUUACUUACGGGAAGGAUUCUCGCUCAGUGUGCCGUUGUUCAUGGUUACAUGUGUGACAGCCUAUCGAACCGAUGUUUACGACUGAAGGGAGGGAGACAGAUUCGGAGAAUAUCGAGUGCGGAGGCUGGCGUUACACAAAGCAUCUGCUUGUGAAACCCCAGUGAUGAGUUCCGGCAAGGCACAGCACCACAGAGGUGCCCUUUUGAGCUGAGUUGACAUGAAAGCAACCAAUAUGUAUCCUGGUCGGCUGUCAGGUGGACAAGAUUCAUAGUCUCACCAAACUGGUCCCUUGCAUGACAGUGGAAGGUGAGUCGUCCUGGUCCUUUGUUUCUGGCUGUGAUGGUGUAAGGCGAAGAAAAACUCCAGAUUGAUGAGGUGGUAUUGACAGAAUACCACGAUAAUCACUCUAUAACAAAACAUUCACGAUAGAAGAAGUAGAAGAAAUCGAUUACUGAAAAUGAAUGUCAGAACAAUUCGCCUGCUGAUAAGGGUAGCGUGUCAUUG
This is a messenger RNA of Fusarium odoratissimum NRRL 54006, 1538 nucleotides long. RefSeq lists its product as uncharacterized. The record is from RefSeq and is a predicted model, not a curated record. Lineage: Eukaryota; Fungi; Ascomycota; Sordariomycetes; Hypocreales; Nectriaceae. The coding region runs from base 271 to 777 and encodes 168 amino acids. The transcript has a single exon.